Helianthus annuus (common sunflower) is the source of this 1410-nucleotide messenger RNA. Its product is annotated as F-box/LRR-repeat protein fbxl-1. Lineage: Eukaryota; Viridiplantae; Streptophyta; Magnoliopsida; Asterales; Asteraceae. Gene Ontology annotation, cellular component: SCF ubiquitin ligase complex. The record is from RefSeq and is a predicted model, not a curated record. The transcript has a single exon. Gene Ontology annotation, molecular function: protein binding. Bases 1 to 1410 code for a protein of 469 amino acids. Gene Ontology annotation, biological process: SCF-dependent proteasomal ubiquitin-dependent protein catabolic process.
AUGGACAUAAUCCUCUGCGAUGAGCUCCUACAAGAAAUCUUCCAACGCCUCCCUCCUCCGUCGUCUUCCGCCGUCUCAUUAGUAUCCAAACGGUGGCGCCACCUCCUCCGUUCAUCUCUCUCUUCCCUCACCCUCCGUCUCUCACCUAACCACCUCUCUCUCUCAUCCCUCACAUCCUUCCUUUCCGAUCACACUUACCUUUCUUCUCUCUCCCUCUCCACCACCACCACCACUGGAACAACCACCGUGUUCUCCGACCGCCUCCUUAUCUCCAUCUCCACCGCCUGCCGUAACCUCACGCGCCUCUCUCUCUCCACCGGUCCUGUCUCUUUGUUUCCGUUACUUUCUCUCUCUACCUCAUGUCCUUCUCUCUCUUCUCUUUCAGUUAUCCUAUCCAGACCGAUUCUCUCUCUUCACUUCUUAACCGCUUUCAACUGUCUCAAAAUCCUAACGUUAACCGUUAUUGGAAACGGCUCAACGGAAACCGUCUCUGAUCACAUCACCUCCAACAGUACUACUGAUUUGCAGUUACAAUCGAUCAGUUUGAUCGGAAUACGAGCGGAUGAUUACGCUCUGAACUGGCUAUGGAGAAAUUGCAGUUUCGAAACCCUAACGAAGCUCGUUUUCGAGAACUGUAAUGGCAUCGGCGGUAAUCAGCCGUUUUCGCGCUUCAUAACACGAUUGACGAACCUUCACGAGCUUGAAUUGAAGAUUUGCAGGUCAAUUGUUGCUUUAGUUUUGCUUAAUUUAGCUGAGAAUUGUUCAAACUCGUUAUCGUCUUUGUUAAUUUACGAUGGCGGUAACAGAGAGAGUUUGCUUCAUUUCAUCCGUGAAACGAAUUGUAAUUUACAAAAACUUGACUUACGAUUGCCUCUGGAUUUAGACGACAGUCAUUUGAUCGAAAUAGGUGCGAAAUUCGAUCGAUUACGUGUUCUUCGGUUGCAGAGUUGUGCUAUGGUUACAGGUGAAGGAUUGAAAACCCUAGGGUUAGGUUUGAGUGAUAGCCUUGAAGAACUAGCUUUAACUAACUGUGAUGUUAUUAAACGAGAAACCGGAUUCCUUGUGGAAUUAGCUCAGAGUUUACGGAAUGUUAAAACUCUGGAUCUGUCUUAUAAUCAUAUGCUGAUUGAUAAAGAGUUUGCAUCGAUGAUCAGUUCGUAUCGUGAGUUACGGAAACUGAAUAUUCGAGGUUGCAGUAGGUUAACUGAUAUAUCAUUGAUUUCGUUGUGUAAGAACUGUAAGCAUUUGAAGAGUGUUGAUUUGCUUUACUGCAAUGGAAUUUGGGUGGAAGGCGUUGAGUUUGUAAUUCUGAAUUCUCCGGAGUUGAGAAAUGUACAGGUUGAAGAUCGUAAGUUAUCGGAAGCUUCAAGAAGAUGGAUGGCCAGUAAGUUUAUUGAGGUUCAAUCCUGA